This is a messenger RNA of Aspergillus novofumigatus IBT 16806, 2381 nucleotides long. RefSeq names its product MFS transporter. Gene Ontology annotation, molecular function: transmembrane transporter activity. Bases 468 to 2141 code for a protein of 557 amino acids. The record is from RefSeq and is a predicted model, not a curated record. Gene Ontology annotation, biological process: transmembrane transport. The transcript has 5 exons. NCBI's taxonomy places the organism in Eukaryota, Fungi, Ascomycota, Eurotiomycetes, Eurotiales, Aspergillaceae.
CUCCGCGAGUCAAGCAAAGGCCGUGAGUCAGGUACUUAUCGGACGUCCGACCAGUCUAACGUUCUGACGGACAAAGGGUCCGGUUAAGACGGCUUGUCACGAUGGCAAUUGUUUGGGACUUUUUGAUUAGUCUUGAUUAUAACAAGCUCCAAUCCCCAUGGCUGGUGCCAUUGAUUCCGUUAGUUACUCAAUCAUCUUAUUUUUAGCUUGGUGUGGGAGAGCCGAGAUAUGAUCGCUACAGAUUUGGGUGACGUCGUAACUCUGCUAUCACCUCUUAAGGCAAACCCAUUUUUGCGCCGAAUUUUGCUAGGGAAAUACCCGUUUCCACUCUGCACAUAAGGAAUUUGAUAUCUGGAUCAAACUCUAGGAAUAGGACGUUCGCUUGUCUAUGUUCUUAUAGCGUACUUCUUUGGUUUCUUAGAACUGGGCACCUUGCUACCGUUGUCGCAUAUUGCUUCUAUGAAGUCAUGACCGACAACGACCGUUUCUCCCGCACAUCUUCCACGUCUACCACGGACAGUGAUACCGAAUCUCGAAGUGAACAAAAUGGUUUCGGCCACCGUGAACUCGACAACGCAGCGCUGGAAAAGCAGACCACCGCGGCGUCGGGGCUGUCAGUACUCGAGCAGCGCACACAGUCAGUGAUAUCGAGAAUCCGAAGUCGAGAACCUGGACAAACUGCGCGUUUCACGCACCCUUUGUCGCAUAGCAGAACGUCGGAAGAUGUCAUUGUGGAUUUCGACGGGCCUGAUGACCCAUACAGGCCAUUGAACUGGGGAUUUAGGAAGAAGGCUGUUACCACCGUGCUCUACGGUCUGACAACAAUGGGUGCGACUUGGGCAAGUUCAAUUUAUUCCACCGGCACGAUUCAAGUUUCCAAACAAUUCGGCGUUGGAGAGGAAGUUGGCACACUUGGGACAACGUUACUAUUGUUUGGGUUCGGACUCGGUCCGCUUGUAUUCGCACCUCUCUCCGAAGUAUACGGGCGUAAAUCCGCCGUUCUCAUACCCUACUUCAUCGCCGCUAUAUUCUCGUUCGGCACUGCCACUGCCAAAGAUCUGCAGACGGUCAUGAUCACCCGCUUCUUCACCGGAUUCUUCGGCUCGGCUCCCGUCACCAACACCGGCGGCGUCUUGGGCGAUAUCUGGUCCGCGGAGCAGCGGGGUGCCGCUAUUGUCGGGUAUGCCAUGGCCGUUGUCGGUGGUCCUGUGCUCGGGCCAAUCGUCGGCGGUGCUAUCGUCCAGAGCUACCUUGGCUGGAGAUGGACGCAAUACAUCACCGGUAUCAUGAUGAUGUUCUUCCUCGUCUUGGACGUGAUCUUCCUCGACGAAAGCUACGCACCCGUCCUCCUCGUCUACAAAGCCCGCCGGCUCCGAUACGAGACCGGCAACUGGGCUCUACACGCGCGGCACGAAGAAUGGGACGUGACCCUCAAGGAACUAGGCAACAAAUACCUCGUCCGCCCCUUCCAACUGCUAGCCACCCCGAUCUGCUUCCUCGUCGCGCUCUAUGCAUCCUUCGUCUACGGAAUCCUCUACCUGAGUCUUGCGUCCUUCCCCGUCGAAUUCCAGGAAGUCCGCGGCUGGAGCCCAGUAGUCGGCGCCCUCCCAUUCCUCGCCUACCUCAUCGGCAUCCUCUUCGGCGCAGCCCUCAAUCUUUUCAAUCAGAGAUUCUACAUCAAGCGCUUCAAAGCAAACAACAACUUCCCCGUCCCCGAGGCCCGCCUCCCACCCAUGAUGGUCGGAUCUGUCUUCUUCGCCGCCGGCCUGUUCAUCUUCGGCUGGACAGGCGCAAAGAACAUCCACUGGAUCGGCCCUAACGCCGGCGCCGUCUCAAUGGGCUUCGGCUUCUUCACCAUCUUCCAGGCCGCCCUCAACUACCUCAUCGAUACCUUCCAGCAGUACGCCGCCAGCGCCGUCGCGGCAAAUACUUUCCUCCGCAGUCUGUUCGCCGGCUGCUUCCCGCUCUUCGCGGGCAUCAUGUUCCGCAAGAUGGGCGUCAAUUGGGCGGCUAGCACGCUGGGGUUCAUGGCUGUCGCGCUCAUCCCCAUCCCGUACCUGUUCUACAUCUACGGGCCGCGGAUCAGGGCGCGCGGGAAGUGGUCUCAGGCUUCUGUUUACGGUCAUGUUCAUGGCCGAUAGUCGUUGCAUUUCAAUCUUGUUUUAUAUUUUCGGAUUCCUGCAUAUUUUCGGGUCACAUUUAUAUACCCUUUACUAUUUUCUUAUACCCUUUACUGACUUGAUUUCUUCUUCUGUCGGUUCCUGAUUUGCACAUGAUAUUACGAGAUACCACUAUGUCCGAUGCAUGCUGUGUCACUUUGUCCCUGUGCAUAUUGCAUGUGCAUGAAAAAGUUUGAAGUAAAUAAUCAAUGAAAUACUAUU